CAGCGUUAGAGGCGAAACCGAUUGGAGUAUCGACUAUUAGCAAUGGCUCAUUUGAAAUUAAAAAAGAACAGCGAUGUGUUUUCAUCUCUACCCACCCCUUCCACACCGCCCAGUCCCAGCGUAACCCGCAGCUCUCGGAACAAGUCGGUUCAGUGGGCCGACUGGGAGCUGACCGACGUCAUGGAAUUCAAAGACGAGGAGUGCCAACUCACGGACGACGCCACACAGACGGAAACAGAGACUUUCUUGAAAGACGGUGCUUUGCCUUUAAUAGAUAGUCUGAUGCAAACCUCUAUAGAAAUAAGUUCGCUGGCGUCGCGAGGCUCUCGCAGUCCCUCCCUGGUCACGUGUACGACGAUGGAGGAGGAGGAAGAGGAUAGCGAGAGUCGUCAGGCCGCCCUUAACGACCUCAUCACCCACCUGGAGGACACGGCCGCCCUCUUGAGGGACUACCUCAUGCCCUCCGCGCCGGAACCCGAAGAGCUCUUCUCCAGCACCUCCUUCGAGCAGACGGUUUUCUUGCUCAAGUACUUGAUUGUACUGGUGGGCUUCAUACAGCUGGUGAGCAUUCUUCUUUUAACCCUGUUUGAUCAUUUGACCGAAAAUCAUCCAGAUUCGGGCUAUCACAUACUGACUAGAUCGUGCGGGAUGGUACUCCAAAUACUAAAUAUGAUGUUGGUAUCUUUCGCAACAGUUGUGCUGUCUAGGCAGAUGCUGAAAUACAAGGUAGAAGGAAAAUUUAUGGCACAGACUUAUCUGGCUACAGUAGUUACAUUCGCCGGUCUUUACUUCAUCAUUUACAGAUUCGAUCCUGAAAGCUGGGAGUUCGGGAGCAGAGACAAAAUGGAGGACAACAUUGCAGUCACUCAGUACAUCCAAAUGCUCUACUUAUCCGUAUCUGCUGCAACACUGUGCGGUGCUGCAAACAUCCAACCAAGGUUUUGGUACGUCACUUUAAUUCUUUGCUUUCAGCGCAAACCAUCGGAAACUAUCACAGCUACACAGUACAAGUGCGACGAACCAGUUCCAUUUCCAGUCGAAGAGGAACAAAAACUUGACAGUUGCUCGCUCUUUAGACUGAAUAAGAGGUUUUGGGCGUAA
Molecule: messenger RNA, 1101 nt
Organism: Uloborus diversus
Lineage: Eukaryota; Metazoa; Arthropoda; Arachnida; Araneae; Uloboridae
Exons: 11
Coding region: 43-1101 (352 amino acids)
Source: RefSeq, a predicted model, not a curated record